Messenger RNA from Trypanosoma brucei brucei TREU927, 1860 nucleotides. RefSeq lists its product as hypothetical. NCBI's taxonomy places the organism in Eukaryota, Euglenozoa, Kinetoplastea, Trypanosomatida, Trypanosomatidae. The coding region runs from base 1 to 1860 and encodes 619 amino acids. The record is from RefSeq and is a predicted model, not a curated record. The transcript has a single exon.
AUGGCAAAGGACUCGGAGAAGAGCCCUAUGAGCCUCCAUACUGGGGAUGUGUUACUGAUGGACCGCAACUGCUGGGAGAUGCGGCAUCCUCUAGGCAUUGCGAUUUGCCUUCUUUCGAAAACCGAGAGCAGAUAUGACCACGUCGCAAUGGUUGUAAAGUUGAAUGACGGGGAAGUGGAACGAGGGAGGGAGAGGGGUAUUAUCAACCCAAAGGACCCCUCUUCGCCUUCUGGGACGUAUGUCGCUGAGGCAAAUCUCAGUGGUUUUUCCCUCCGUCCCCUGGAGAACCGUGUCGCAAGGUCGUCGUCCAAGCAUAUAGCCGUGCGCCCACUAAGCAUGGGGAGUGACAUGCAUAAAUUUGAAGAGUACGUGCAGAGCCAUCUGCGGGAUUUUCACAGUCGACCCUACAAAAGGGACCUUCUGAUGUUUCCUCCCAUGGUGUUAAGUCCACCGGACAAAAUGGACCGCAUCAAAGCAGCUCAUAAGUUGAACCUUCUCAAAGGGGAGACAAGCGACAUUGAUAAACUGUUAGCCGGUAAGCUUUCCGAGAGCGAUAAAGAGGCACUAUUAAGAAUAAAAGUGGUCUACCACGAUGCUGCACAGUUCUUGAUAGAAACGUACUUCGCUCACCUGGACCGAGUCGAUGGUGAGAGUUUUCCCUCAGUGGAUUAUGGUGGCAGUCACUUUACCGUGGAUGGUGUCAACGCCGAGGAGGAGGUGGUUUGCACGGAGCUGAUCAUCCAAUUGUGGCAAAGAUGUGGGGUAGUGGACCUGUUCCCUCCCGCGUCAUCAUUUCGCUCCUUCGACUUCCUGGACAACACUCGGUUUAACUUCAAAGACGCUCGUACAGCGUUCGGUGAUGUUUUCACCUUAAAAGGCAAUGAUGCACCCGAGACUCCAAUUAAGAGGGCAACCCGAAAAAAAACACCAACAGUGGAAGGGUGUUUUGAUGUGUACCGCAGCACGAGCGCCAAUGGUGACCCCCAUAACCCUGAUGUGGAUUCCAUGUACAUGUGGCUAAUUCAAUCCAAUACGAACAAAGUGGUCAACAGUGACCUCGGGCUUAACAUCGCAUCCGUAGGGGCUCUGUUUGCCUUAUGCGGACUCGUGAUUGCACCACUGCGAUUGAGGUGGAUAGAGUACCAGCUAGGUGUGGUUCUGCGUCGCGGGUCGGUAUGGUCUUUAUCAGCGGGUUUCUUUGCACGGGACAUGCUUUGCGUCUUGACACAGGUAAUAACAACUUCUAUUGCACUGAAGAGCCUACUGUAUCGACAGUCGGAUACGGGGCCACUUGGGCCACCACUUGUUCACACCCACUUGUUCGACACUCGGCAUCCCUACUAUUAUGUCUGUAUUGUGUGGCUGUUAGCAAAUGCUGUGGCCCACAUCACCACAACCCCCUUACUGAACUCCGUAGUUGCUCACCACUUUGGUCCUGUACUUCCGGGGCCGUUGUCCCUUCGUAAGUUGAUGAGGGGCAGUUUUGCCCUGCUACCGCUGGGGGCUUUAUUGCCCUUUCAGGCGGCGUGGAUAACGUGGUACGAAACGAUGGGUGCUGCCAUUAUUCCUACCUCCUCAUCUGUGCUCCGCCGCCGAGCUGAUCUGCUCGACACGGACGAGUGGCGGCACUUCAGGUUUGAGGCGCUGACAGGUGCCUUCGCCGCUACUACGGCUCUCGAUUUUAUCGCUUACAUUUUCCAGAGAAGGUGCUGGAGGUCCUUCCUCGUGCAACUCUACAGGCCUGCUGCCACACCCAGCUGCGGGAGGCGGCGUUGUGCCGGCUACGGCUAUCGCUUUCUGGGAAACACAAUAACCAUGUUAACCACAUCCUUAUCCUUGUCUUUCUUGGGUGUGUUGUGA